AUGGACCGAUUUGAAGAUGUAUCAGAUGGUGAAGUGGAUCAUGCUUUCUUUGACAGUGAUUGUGAGGAAGAGAAAAAGAAAGCUGAAGGAAAUGGUGAAUGUAUAGAGAAAGGAAGUACAAAAGCAGCUCUUGCAGACCCUGAUUUGGUUUCUAAUUCAAAAGGUGCAAAGUGUUGUGAGGAGGAAAGUGAAGAAAAGCAGAAAGAUUUGCAGGAGGAUCAGUCCCUACAAAGUAGCACAGGUAAUCUUGGAGAUGCUUCGUCUUUGUCACUUUCUCCAGUUGCGGAGAAUGCAGGUACAUCUGGAGUGAGAUCUACAGCAAAUAGGGGAACACAGGAGAAUGUUCCUGCUGGAAUCCCCAAAAUAGUUAAAGAAGGUGAAGAAGAUUAUUAUACAGAUGAAGAAGAUAGUAGUGAUGAUGGCAAAAAACAGAAGGUUAGACCAAAGUCAGCUAAGCAAUCAAACAACAUAAAAAAGGCUAGCAAAAAAUAUACUAAUAUCAGCUCCUCCUCCUCUUCUUCCUCCUCGUCGUCCUCCUCAUCCUCAUCCUCAAGCUCAGAUACAGAUUGUUCCGAUACGGAUUCCGAUAGCUGUUUAUCAGAUUCAUCUCAUUCUUCUUCAAAGAGGAAUGCUUGUAGGAAUGCUCUUCUGUCUCCAAAACAAAAAUUCAAGUCAGCAAUGAAAUUAGCAGAAGGAAAACCAAAGCUUGGUGACUACUUGGAGGAGUCUGAAGACACAGUGACUGACGUAACACCUCUGUCAACUCCAGACAUCAGUCCUAUCCAGUCUUUUGAACUUGCAGCAUCAAAUGAUAAGAAACUAAAAGUAAAAAGACAGGAAAAUGUGAGCCAAGAAUUAUAUGAUUCCGAGUUUGAUCGCAGAUAUAGUCGAAAAGUCUUGCAUGAUGCCAUGGACCUGAAUCAGCUUUUGAAAGCUUUCCUACAGUUGGAGAAAAAAGAACAAAAAAUAACUAUUGAUCAGCCAUCUAGAGGAACAAGGAAAAAUUAUUCUUUCACAAAUGAAGAAGUAAGACAGAUUGAUCGGGAAAACCAAAGGUUGCUAAAAGAGCUGUCCAGGCAGUCUGCAAAGCCGAGAAGAAGUACCACGUUGAAGAAGUCGUCUCUGCCGCCUCCUAAAUUGUACCACAGUGCCCUCAACAGGCAAAAGGAGCAGCAGAGAAUUGAAAGGGAAAACCUGGCUUUCCUGAAAAGACUGGAAGCAGUGAAACCAACAGCUGGUAUGAGGCGUUCUGAACAAUUGAUGGACUAUCAGCGUCAGAUGAGUUAUCUAAGUUCUUCACCUUCUGUAAGAAGAGGAAAAUCUGCCUUCAGCCAGCUUAGUCCUUCGAGAGGCACUUCAAGAGCAUCCACUGUACCAGGUACAAUGAACCAGAGGAAUGAAAAGCCCAUGUCUGAUUCAGCCAGUGGGGCAUUACAGAGACCUAAACCCACUAAUGUUCGUGCUGCUUGGUUGUAA
This is a messenger RNA of Cariama cristata (Red-legged seriema), 1476 nucleotides long. It is a transcript of the gene CFAP97, whose product is annotated as cilia and flagella associated protein 97. Gene Ontology annotation, biological process: spermatogenesis. The transcript has 5 exons. Bases 1 to 1476 code for a protein of 491 amino acids. The record is from RefSeq and is a predicted model, not a curated record. NCBI's taxonomy places the organism in Eukaryota, Metazoa, Chordata, Aves, Cariamiformes, Cariamidae.